Talaromyces stipitatus ATCC 10500 is the source of this 1224-nucleotide messenger RNA. RefSeq names its product zinc-binding oxidoreductase, putative. Bases 1 to 1224 code for a protein of 407 amino acids. Lineage: Eukaryota; Fungi; Ascomycota; Eurotiomycetes; Eurotiales; Trichocomaceae. Gene Ontology annotation, molecular function: oxidoreductase activity. The transcript has 3 exons. The record is from RefSeq and is a predicted model, not a curated record.
AUGGCUAAGGCCCGAGCGUGUCAACGAGCUUUCGUUUAUCGAGGACAAACAUCCGAUAUGCAGGGAUCAAUGCAGUAUUUAAGAAGUCGAAUCUCCCGAGGGGACUGGAGGAUAUUGACAUUACAUCGAAACCCAUUCCGAUCCAUAUUCUGGUGUGGCAUCAUCCUUGCUAGCACUCUCAGUACCAACAACAUAUACACAACCCAUUUCCACUCAUCUAGCAGAACGAUAAUGGCAGCAAACAACACAAUGAAAGCAGUCGUCAUCCACACCAAGGGCGGGCCUGAAGUCCUCAAAGUCGAGCAACGACCCAUACCCACAGCUAAACCAGGCCAAGUUCUGAUCCGCGUCAAAGCCUUCGGUCUCAAUCGCUCAGAAAUGUUUACUCGUCAGGGUCAUUCGCCUGGAGUCGACUUCCCGCGAACCCUAGGUAUCGAAGCCACAGGAAUCGUUGAGCAUGCUCCGGGCGGUGAGUUUGAGAAAGGUCAGAUCGUAAUGACAGCUAUGGGUGGUAUGGGUCGUCAAUUCGAUGGUGGAUAUGCUCAGUAUACCGUCGUACCCACGAAUCAAGUACAGGCCAUCACUGUACCCACGAAACUCGGCUGGGAUGUUUUGGGCGCUAUGCCUGAGAUGUUAAACACUGCUUACGGCGCCAUUACAAAAUCCUUGAAUGUCAAAAAGGGUGAUCGUUUGCUUAUCAGAGGUGGUACAACAUCGGUUGGCCUUGCUGCGUUGGCGAUUGCAAAGGGACUAGGUGCACAUGUCACCUCAACGAGUCGACGACCGGAGCGAGAGUCAAUGCUCCGCGAGUACGGUGCUGAUGAAUUCUUCGUCGACGAUGGGGCUAUCGCCGAGCAGAUCAAAGAUGAGGGCCAAAAAUUCGACAAGGUACUGGAACUAGUCGGCGUUGUGACUUUGAAAGACUCCCUUAACGCUACAGCCAAAGGUGGCGUUGUCAGCCUUGUGGGUAUUGUUGGUAAUUCGUGGAAUAUUGAGAACUUUCAGCCGCAGGAAUUUAUUCCCAAGUAUCGUUUUCUAACUACCUUUGGUGGCUGGAUUGAGGAGUUCAUGGAUACACCCCUGAAUGAUAUUGUUCAGCAGGUGGAAGACGGGACGUUCAAGAUCAAAGUUGGAAAGGUGUUUCACAUUGAUCAGAUUGCUGAGGCGCAUCAGUGUAUGGAUGAUAAUGCAGCGGAAGGAAAAAUUGUUGUUUUGACUGGUUGA